UGACUCUUUAAUCAAUUGUGAAGGCAGGAAAAAUGCGAUAAAUUGGAUUAUUCAUAUGAGAGUAGAGCUCUCUAAUCAACCGCUAGAGCGCUCUACCAGCGGCCGUGAGAGCAAAAUGUCAUGGCUGAAGUGUCAGUCUAGAGCAUUUUCUCUCUACUUGAAUUUUAUCAGCAAUUACGCGCUUUCCCACUGAGAUUUUCAUCAUUUUUUUUCGCUAUAACAGCUCAGAACAUUCAGUGAAACACAAUGAAUAAGAAGUCUCCAGAGAAAGCACCUGCGAUUGUGUGGGAUAAGAAGAAGACCUUGCAGUUGAUCAGCAAGUACAAUGCGUCCCCAAUUCUCUGGGAUCCCAAUUGCAAGACGUACAGGAACAGAGAGCUGAAGACCAAGGCGUUCGACGAACUGGCCAAGAGCAUGAAGAUGUCGAGGAAGGAAGUGCAGAGGAAGCUGCACAACUUGCGCACGCAAUACAACACUGAAGUGAGGAAGCUCCAGAAAACCGGGAAAGCCUCUGAAGUCAAGUGGGAAUUCUUCGAUGCCAUCAAGUUCAUCAACGUUAGCAGCCGGAUUUUCGAUGAUAAAUGCAGUGACCAAAGUCUGGAUCUCAACACUUCCUUCUCCAGUAUCGAGUUCAAAGAUGUCAAUUCCGUGACGCCCAGCAGUGGGAUCUUCCGGAAUGAAGAGGAAGCGUCCAGAGAUCCCACGAUGCAGUUCAAUGGCUACGAAGAUCCAACUCCAAGAGCUUCUUUUCGCUCUGCGGACGUCCUGGAUGACCACCCAACGUCCAAGAGCAACGCCUCAUUGGACACCUCCCGUGAUGACCAUCAAAUCUUUGGGGAUUUCGUGGGGUCAGAGUUGCGGAGUCUCAGCAGCGACUUCAAGCGCAAGAAACUCCGCCUAGCUAUCCAAAGAGCGAUCUUGGAUGUGAAUGAACUACCAUGA
This is a messenger RNA of Phlebotomus argentipes, 942 nucleotides long. RefSeq lists its product as uncharacterized. The coding region runs from base 247 to 942 and encodes 231 amino acids. The transcript has 2 exons. The record is from RefSeq and is a predicted model, not a curated record. Lineage: Eukaryota; Metazoa; Arthropoda; Insecta; Diptera; Psychodidae.